Giardia duodenalis is the source of this 420-nucleotide messenger RNA. RefSeq names its product Ribosomal protein S19e. Gene Ontology annotation, molecular function: RNA binding; structural constituent of ribosome. NCBI's taxonomy places the organism in Eukaryota, Fornicata, Diplomonadida, Hexamitidae. The record is from RefSeq and is a predicted model, not a curated record. Bases 1 to 420 code for a protein of 139 amino acids. The transcript has a single exon. Gene Ontology annotation, biological process: ribosomal small subunit assembly; translation. Gene Ontology annotation, cellular component: cytosolic small ribosomal subunit; ribosome.
AUGUCGUCCGUCACAAGGGUUCCCGCAGACGUUUUCAUCAACAGCUUCGCGGCUCACCUCAAGAACCGCGGUAUAAUAAAGUGCCCCGCGUUCACAGACUACGUUAAGACGGGCGUCUCGCGCCAGUACGCCCCCAGGGACGCCGAUUGGUUUUACAUCAAGGCGGCCUCCGUCAUCAGGCACUUCUACAUCUCUGGGAGCCAUUCCAUCGGCGUGGCUGGGCUGGCCCGAAAGUACAGUAGCCUCCAGAAGGGCAAAACCACCCCGCACCACACAAAGAGAGCCAGCUGCAAGGUCAUCAGGUCUAUAGUCUCUCAGUUCCUCGGCCAGAAGCUCCUCAUAGCCGGCGAGAGGGGCCGCCACAUCUCUCCGAACGGGCGAAAGAUGGUCGAGGACUUUGCAGAGGGCCUCCAAAAAUAA